CCAUGGCCAUUCAUUAUGAUAUACUCGAUACCAUAACAAACUCAGUCUGUCAUGGGGCUUGAAAGCGUGUGUGUGAUCGCAUAUACCUUUCAGACGUCAUAAGAGAAAGGUUACACCCUGUUCCGUGUUUGGUUUUCAGUGUAUUCUUCCCGAAAAGUAUGUUAACCGGUUGGAGACUGACCGUUUCUAAACUAUUCAUAAUCCCUCAGCGGUAUGUCUUGGGAAUUAUGGGAUUUUUGGCGAUAGUCAACGCCUACACUAUGAGAGUGACUUUAAACAUUGCGAUAACGGAAAUGGUGAUUCCUGUGAAUGAAUCAAUUCAUCCAGAUCCUGAAGCUUGUGUCGUGGAAGAUGACAGCUCUAGUCAUAGUGAUAAGCCACUGCAUCCAGAACAUUUGUACCCAUGGGAUCGGGAGACCCAGGGAAUUAUACUGAGUUCUUUUUACUGGGGGUACCUGAUAACUCACCUUCCUGGCGGUAUCUUGGCGGAGAGAUUCGGUGGAAAAUAUACUCUUGGAUUAGGAAUACUAUCUACCGCAGUCUUCACCCUUAUAACCCCAACUGUGAUACAUCUCAGUGAUGGGAAAUGGCAGGUCUUAGUGGCUUUAAGAGUCAUAGAAGGCCUUGGAGAAGGUACCACAUAUCCUGCCAUAAAUACACUACUUGCCCAAUGGGUUCCACUUCAUGAACGCGCGAAAAUUGGUUCAUUGGUGUACGCUGGGGGUCAAAUCGGAACUGUACUGAGUAACUUAGUUAGUGGGGCUUUAAUUCAGGCAACGAACGAUUGGUCUUCAGUUUUCUACGUAUUUGGAGGUAUUGGAGUCUUAUGGUUCGUCCUUUUUACUUUGAUAUGCUAUUCCACGCCCGAAGAUCAUCCUUUUAUAAGUGACGAAGAAAAAAGCUACCUCAAGAAAGAACUCGAUAACGUUUCCAAAGAAAAACUACCAAUACCUUGGGUCGCCAUCCUGACAUCCAUACCUUUAUGGGCUCUGGUUUGUGCCCAAGUUGGCCACGAUUGGGGCUUUUACACUAUGGUAACAGAUCUUCCUACCUAUUUCAAAGAUGUGCUGAAAUCUAACAUUGGGGAAAACGGCGUUUGGUCAUCACUGCCAUACAUUGUCAUGUGGACUGUGUCCAUGGUCUCUGGUUAUCUCUGCGAUUGGCUCAUCAGGAAGAACUAUAUGACUGUGACUUUCUCCAGAAAAUUCUUCACCACGUUAGGUGAGUGCGUUCAUAUGGAGUGGAAAAAAUAUGACUUUUAUCGGAUUGCUCUUGCAGCUUCUGUUGGUCCUGCAAUCUUCCUGGUCCUCGCUUCUUACUCUGGAUGUGACAGAGUCCUAUCUGUAUCGAUGUUCACAAUAGGAAUGGGUUUCAUGGGAACCUUCUACUGUGGAAUGAAAGUGAAUGCGUUGGAUCUUUCUCCCAACUUUGCUGGGACUCUGAUGGCUAUCGUUAAUGGGGUUGGGGCCAUUACUGGAAUUAUAUCGCCAUACAUAGCUGGUUCCUUAACAGCAAAUCAUACUAAAGCUGAGUGGAGAAUUGUAUUCUGGAUAAGUUUCGCCAUUUUCAAUGUGACCAAUUUGAUCUACCUAUUUUUUGCCAGUGGUGAAGAACAGUGGUGGAACAAUCCAAAAAGAAACGCAGUAGACAACGCAGAAAAAGGAGAAAAUAGUAUUCCUAUGGAAUCUAAAAACGAGCAGAUUCAAUGAAUUUCACAAGUGUUGUAAAGCAGCGAUUAUUUAUUUAUACACGCGAGGUUUUAUCGUACAUCCCCAUAAUCAUCCCUCAUCAAAUCCAGUGUUUGUGAUAUGUUUUCAUCUAUUUAUAACUUUUAUAAGUUCAAAUUUCGACUAGUUUUGUUUCUCAUGACUUCAUAACUUUUGAAUAUUAAAUUUUUUUGUGUACUUCGGACUGAAAAUCUCAUAUUUGAGAUUGGAAAUCUAUAAAUCUGUACUCCUACAGUAUUGUCCAAUGUGAUCUUUUUCAAUCGAAAUAAGUAUGAAUGUAUUAGUUUAUUAUUUGUAUGUAAUUUAAUAAAAUGUAUAUUAGGAAUUAAAUAACGACAAUAACGUUAAA
Molecule: messenger RNA, 2076 nt
Organism: Coccinella septempunctata (seven-spotted ladybird)
Lineage: Eukaryota; Metazoa; Arthropoda; Insecta; Coleoptera; Coccinellidae
Product: putative inorganic phosphate cotransporter
Exons: 7
Coding region: 159-1709 (516 amino acids)
Biological process (GO): monoatomic anion transport; transmembrane transport
Cellular component (GO): membrane
Molecular function (GO): transmembrane transporter activity
Source: RefSeq, a predicted model, not a curated record